UCCGCAUUAUUUAAAAUGCCUGUAGCAAGCCUUUUUGUUCAAAUUUUAAUUUACGGAUCUCAUGAAAAUCCAAAGCGUUUGUGGGAAACAUUUAAAGAAAAUUUGUCAGAAGAUUUUAAACAUGCAGCCCGGCAAAAUGGGCAGCCUAUAGAAAAUGCAAUUAAACGUGGUUACAGAAUUAUUGCUAAAAAAUUAAACACUGAAGCAGCAGAAGGCCGAAAUUUCCAAUACUGGGUACAAACUUUUGGCUUUGAGGACAUUGAUAAUUACGAUCUUGAAGAUAAUCAAGAUAAUUUAAACACGGAUGAAUCAGCAGUAUUAGGAGAGCAAAUGUACCAGUUACUAAAAGGAAAGCAGAUAGAAGUAGUUAAUUCUAUUCUUCUAGCUGUAAAUAAUACAGCUUCUGAAACGAAAUGCUUCUUCAUUGAUGGUCCGGGGGGUACUGGGAAGACAUUCAUAUAUAAAACAUUAUACUAUAUGCUGACUGAAAAACGAUACAAAGUAAAAUGUAUGGCUUUUACCGGUAUUGCUUCCACAUUAUUGCCUAAUGGACGUACUUCUCAUAAAACUUUUGGACUAAAAGUACCACUGACACCAGAUUCAGUCUCAAGUAUCAAACCUAAUUCUUCUAAAGCGAGACAAUUAGCAGAAAUAGAUAUUUUUCUUAUGGACGAAGCUCCGAUGCUUCCAAAAUAUGGUUUGCAGAGCAUUGAUCAACUUUUACGAUCCAUUGGAAAUUCGGAUCUCCCUUUCGGUGGAAAAGUAAUAGUACUAGGAGGAGAUUUUCGCCAAUGUCUGCCUGUACAGCCACGUGCAAAUAAAUCUGAGUUAUUAGAUCUUUCUAUCAAACGAUGCUCCUUAUGGUCUGUUUUUAAGACUUAAACUAGAAGAAAAUAU
Molecule: messenger RNA, 897 nt
Organism: Pararge aegeria (speckled wood butterfly)
Lineage: Eukaryota; Metazoa; Arthropoda; Insecta; Lepidoptera; Nymphalidae
Product: ATP-dependent DNA helicase PIF2-like
Exons: 1
Coding region: 16-882 (288 amino acids)
Biological process (GO): DNA repair; telomere maintenance
Molecular function (GO): DNA helicase activity
Source: RefSeq, a predicted model, not a curated record